AUGUCAGUAGUUACUAAAAAAGCUACCCAAGAUCACAUUGAACUUAUUAAGACAAACCAAGAUUAUGUUACUGGUAUAGAAACUUGUAAAUUUGCAUAUGAAUGGACAAUUGAUAAGGUCGAAUGUGACCGGACAAUAAUUAAAUCACCGGAAUUUUCAUCUCAUUAUUCUGACUUCAACGAUGAAUGGAUUUUGGAGAUAAAUCCGAAUACAAUGGUAUACUCCGAAGGUGCAGGUCGUAUGGUACGUGGAACAUUUGUUACAAUACAGUUGCAACCUACAAAAUCCAAUGGAUUCAAUGAUACUUCACAAUUACAAACAAAACGUAAAAUAAUUGUAGAUGUUGAUAAAAAUAAGUCUAAUGAAAAUAUUAUGAGAUUGAAUGCAACACAGCAAUUGAGUGCAGACUUAAAAAACCUUUUGCUAUAUAAAAAAUCAGCUGAUGUUACCAUUAGAGUGGGUCAAAAAUCAUUUCAUGCAAUUAAAAGCAUUCUUGGAAUACGUAGUCCUGUUUUUGCUGCAAUGUUUAAUCAUGAGUACCUCAAAGAAAAUAAAAACAACGAAGUUGUCAUUGAAGAUAUUGAUGAAGGUGUUUUUAAAGAAUUUCUACAUUAUAUUUAUACUGGUGAAUCACCGAAUAUUGACAAAAUGCCAAGGGAACUACUUGCUGUUGCUGAUAAAUAUCAGGUUGAUUGUUUGAAAAAUAUUUGUGAAGCAAUAUUAUGCAGAAUGAUAAAUUGUGAUAACUUUGCAACUUACAAAAAAAAACAUCCUGAAGUUUUUGUAAAUGUUCUUGAAGAGUUGCUGUUAACAAACAAGUUUAAAGCAAUUCGUCAAACAUCUAAUUCUGAAUGUACAGUUUUAUAA
Messenger RNA from Aphidius gifuensis, 867 nucleotides. RefSeq names its product speckle-type POZ protein-like A. The record is from RefSeq and is a predicted model, not a curated record. The transcript has 3 exons. Gene Ontology annotation, molecular function: ubiquitin protein ligase binding. The coding region runs from base 1 to 867 and encodes 288 amino acids. NCBI's taxonomy places the organism in Eukaryota, Metazoa, Arthropoda, Insecta, Hymenoptera, Braconidae. Gene Ontology annotation, biological process: regulation of proteolysis; proteasome-mediated ubiquitin-dependent protein catabolic process. Gene Ontology annotation, cellular component: cytoplasm.